GACUAUUAUGCCAUACUCAGUGCUUUUCAUGUUCCUUCAACCAAACCAAUGGUUUGGAGGAACUUUUGGGACAGUCACGUGCAAAGCGUUUUUCUACGUCAUGCCUGUUUCAAUUGCUGCAUCCGUGACAACGAUGGUGGUCAUUUCUCUGGAUCGAUUUUGGGCCAUCUAUUUCCCACUCAAUCAGGCCGUUUUCCAGAAGCAUAAAACAGUGAUAGCGGCGAUAUGGCUCAUUUCUUUGAUUUCCGCGACGCCAUAUUUGUUACUAUACAAAGUUUUCAACGUAGGGGAGCACUCCUAUUGUGUUCAAGACUGGCCUUGGGCAGAUAACCCGAUGGACAAUUUUUUGGCCGUGCGGACAUUCCACGUUGUGUUAUUUUUUUUGCUCUAUCCCGUCCCCCUCUCCAUUAUAACCGUACUCAACAGCAUCAUUGGUUGCCGUUUGUGGUUUCACAGGAUACCAGGAAGUAUCCCUAGUGCUCCAAGGACACCCGUUGAACUCUCAAGGCGGAAAGUUGUCAAAAUGUUAGUCGUAAUUGUCUUGACCUUUGCGCUGUGUUGGUUACCUACACAUGUGAUGCAUUACCUCAUGUUUUUUGAACAGGCCCAAAUUACCGCGUUGACAGCGCAUUUGCUUUAUUGGGUGUCGCAUGCAAACAGUGCGAUAAAUCCUUUGUUAUACAUCGCCUUCAACAGAGCUUUUCGUUUGGCAUUUAUGGAUGCCUAUGUUGCAAUGGUCAUGUGUCCUGUACACGCAGUCAGUGCAUGUGUAGGGUACAUCUCUGGAGAGCAAUCCGUGCCGGAACUGCAAACAAGUGAGCGUCUUGUGGUACUCCGGCAGAAAGCGCACUCGUUUCGCGUUGCACCUUCUUCAGAACGUGCACAAGACAAUGAAAAGGUGAACUAUGACACUUUAUAUUUUAAGAUGAAUCAAAAAAAGGACCAUUAUAAUUUCUCAUUGAUUGACAUAUAUAUAACGAUUGUGUCUAGUUGAUUAAGGCUUUUUCUGUUUUACGUCCUGAUUUCCCCAACCAACUAGAAGAUUAUUCCAAAUUUUCCGGAGUUAGUUAAGUCUAGUUAGGUAACACUGAUGAAAUUAAAAAUGACAAUUUCUCCAAUGUUAGGGGGUUUAUACGAACUAGUAUUCAUUGAUGUGAAAGCGAAGAUGCCCUUGUGUUCAAUGUACUUCGGCUGCAGAAUUAUGGCGUUUAAGUUACGAUUUACUUUGACAAAACUUUCG
Pocillopora damicornis (cauliflower coral) is the source of this 1240-nucleotide messenger RNA. RefSeq names its product RYamide receptor. Gene Ontology annotation, cellular component: plasma membrane. The record is from RefSeq and is a predicted model, not a curated record. Gene Ontology annotation, biological process: G protein-coupled receptor signaling pathway. Gene Ontology annotation, molecular function: G protein-coupled receptor activity. NCBI's taxonomy places the organism in Eukaryota, Metazoa, Cnidaria, Anthozoa, Scleractinia, Pocilloporidae.